Messenger RNA from Mesorhabditis belari, 5592 nucleotides. Lineage: Eukaryota; Metazoa; Nematoda; Chromadorea; Rhabditida; Rhabditidae. The record is from the annotation of a GenBank genome assembly.
AGCGCCACGACCACUGAUGGUGCCACAACUACAGCUGGGGGAACCACAACGGCUGGCGGAACAACCACAGCUGACGGAACAACCACAGCUGGAGCCACCACCACUGACGGUGCCACCACUACAGCCGGGGGAACCACCACGGCUGACGGAACAACCACAGCUGGAGCCACCACCACUGACGCACUUUCACUUAGGUGCCACAACUACAGCGGGGGAACCACAACGGCUGGCGGAACAACCACAGCUGACGGAACAACCACAGCUGGAGCCACCACCACUGACGGCGUUACUACGACCGGUGGCGAGACGACGACUGAAGGAGACACAACUACCGGCGGUGACACGACAACGGGUGGAGAAACGACGACCGGUGGGACAACAGGUGGUACAACAGGUGGCACGACUUCCGGCGGCUCAACUGGCGGCACUACUGCUGGCGACACCGGGUCCACUGCAGCGCCGACAACUGGCGGUACAACGGUGGCUGGGACGACUGGUGGCUCAACGGGAGGCUCAACUGGAGGAACAACUGGAGGCACAACUGGAGGCACAACUGGAGGCUCAACUGGAGGCACAACUGGAGGCUCAACUGGAGGCACAACCGGAGGCUCAACUGAAGGCACAACUGGAGGCACAACUGAAGGCGCAACUGGAGGGACAACUGGAGGGACAACUGGAGGGACAACUGGAGGGACAACUGGAGGUACCACUGGAGGCACAACUGAAGGCGCAACUGGAGGGACAACUGGAGGCACAACUGAAGGCGCAACUGGAGGGACAACUGGAGGUACCACUGGAGGCACAACUGAAGGCGCAACUGGAGGCACAACUGGAGGCGCAACUGGAGGCACAACUGGAGGUACCACUGGAGGGACAACUGGAGGGACAACUGGAGGGACAACUGGAGGUACCACUGGAGGCACAACUGAAGGCGCAACUGGAGGCACAACUGGAGGUACCACUGGAGGCACAACAGCCGGAGAGACUGAAUCAACAGCGGCUGGCAGCACUGGAGGCACAACAGCUGGAGGCUCAACCGCUGGGGAAACUGGAUCAACAGCUGGGGAAACUGGAUCAACAGCUGUCGGUAGCACUGGUGGAACAACGGCUGGUGGGUCGACUGGUGGCUCAACGUCCGGCGAAACCGGAUCCACAGCUGGCAACACCGGCAGUACCGUUUCCGAAACGAUCAUGGCAAGCACCGAAGGCACCGAUGAGACUGGAGCAACGACACCAAGUGGAACUGGUGGUACAACAGCUACUGGAGAGACUGGAGGAUCAACUGGUGGCACUGGUGGCACAACGGCUACCGGAGAAACGGGAGGAACCACAGCCACUGGGGAGACUGGCGGAACUACAGGUGGCACCGGAGGCACUGUUGGCACAACACCGAGUGGCACUGCCACUGGGGAGACUGGUGGAACCACAGCCACUGGGGAGACUGGUGGAACGACAGCUACCGGAGAAACGGGAGGAACCACAGCUACCGGAGAAACGGGAGGAACGACAGCCACUGGGGAGACUGGUGGAACGACAGCUACCGGAGAAACGGGAGGAACCACAGCUACCGGAGAAACGGGAGGAACGACAGCUACCGGAGAAACGGGAGGAACAACAGCCACUGGGGAGACUGGUGGAACCACAGCCACUGGGGAGACUGGUGGAACGACAGCUACCGGAGAAACGGGAGGAACCACAGCUACCGGAGAAACGGGAGGAACGACAGCCACUGGGGAGACUGGUGGAACGACAGCUACCGGAGAAACGGGAGGAACGACAGCUACCGGAGAAACGGGAGGAACCACAGCUACCGGAGAAACGGGAGGAACGACAGCCACUGGGGAGACUGGUGGAACGACAGCUACCGGAGAAACGGAAGGAACAACAGCCACUGGGGAGACUGGUGGAACCACAGCCACUGGGGAGACUGGUGGAACGACAGCUACCGGAGAAACGGGAGGAACCACAGCCACUGGGGAGACUGGUGGAACGACAGCUACCGGAGAAACGGGAGGAACCACAGCUACCGGAGAAACGGGAGGAACGACAGCCACUGGGGAGACUGGUGGAACCACGGCCACUGGGGAGACUGGUGGAACCACAGCCACUGGGGAGACUGGUGGAACGACAGCUACCGGAGAAACGGGAGGAACCACAGCUACCGGAGAAACGGGAGGAACGACAGCCACUGGGGAGACUGGUGGAACCACAGCCACUGGGGAGACUGGUGGAACGACAGCUACCGGAGAAACGGGAGGAACAACAGCCACUGGGGAGACUGGUGGAACCACAGCCACUGGGGAGACUGGUGGGACGACAGCUACCGGAGAAACGGGAGGAACCACGGCGACCGGAGAAACGGGAGGAACCACAGCCACUGGGGAGACUGGUGGAACGACAGCUACCGGUGAAACGGGAGGAACCACGGCCACUGGAGAGACUGGUGGAACCACAGCUACCGGAGAAACGGGAGGAACGACAGCUACCGGAGAAACGGGAGGAACAACAGCCACUGGGGAGACUGGUGGAACCACAGCCACUGGGGAGACUGGUGCAACGACAGCUACCGGAGAAACGGGAGGAACAACAGCCACUGGGGAGACUGGUGGAACCACAGCCACUGGGGAGACUGGUGGAACCACAGCCACUGGGGAGACUGGUGGGACGACAGCUACCGGAGAAACGGGAGGAACAACAGCCACUGGGGAGACUGGUGGAACGACAGCUACCGGAGAGACGGGAGGAACGACAGCUACCGGAGAAACGGGAGGAACAACAGCCACUGGGGAGACUGGUGGAACCACAGCCACUGGGGAGACUGGUGGAACGACAGCUACCGGAGAGACGGGAGGAACGACAGCUACCGGAGAAACGGGAGGAACAACAGCCACUGGGGAGACUGGUGGAACCACAGCCACUGGGGAGACUGCCACCGGAGGGACUGUUGGAACCACAGCUACCGGAGAAACGGGAGGAACCACAGCUACCGGAGAAACGGGAGGAACCACAGCCACUGGGGAGACUAGUGGAACGACAGGUGACACCGAAGGCACUGCAGGCACAACACCGAGUGGCACUGGUGGCACUGGGUCAACGUCUGGAGAAACGGGCAGUACUGGAGGUACAGGAGAAACCACAGCUACGGGAGAAACCGGUGGAUCAACAGGUGGUACAAGCGAAACAGAAGCCACGGGAUCAACUGCUGGACAAACUGGCGAAACGGGUGAAACUGGAGGCACAACACCAAGUGGCACUGGCAGCACUGGCCCAACAGCCGGGGAAACUGGUGCAACGGGAGAAACCACAGCCACCGGAGAAACUGGAGGAUCCACAGAUGGUACUGGGGGAACUGGAGGUACAACUCCAAGUGGUACUGGAGGUUCGACAGCUGGGGAGACGGGCGGAUCAACAGGCACUGGUGGGGCCACUGGAGGUACAACACCAAGCGGUACUGGAAGUACUGGAGGUACUGGAGGCACUGGAUCAACCUCGGGAGAAACUGGUGGAGCGACAGGUGGCACAGAAGCCACAGACGGUACUGGCUCAACCUCUGGAGAGACUGGAGGCACUGGAGGCACAACACCAAGUGGAACAGAAGCUACGGGUGGUACUGGGCCAACUCCUGCAGAGACUGGUGCAACUGGAGAGACUGGAGGAGCUACAGGUGGCACUGAAGCAACGACUGAAGCAACGGGAGCCACUGGAGCAACGACGGCUGCAACGGGAGCCACUGGAGCAACAACAGCUGCGACGGGAGCCACUGGAGCAACGACGGUUGCAACUGGAGCCACUGGAGCAACGACGGCUGCAACUGGAGCCACUGGAGCAACAACAGCUGCGACAGGAGCCACUGGAGCAACAGAUCCAACUGGAGAAACCGGAGGAGCCACAGGUGGAACUGAAGCCACUGGGGAGACUGGUGGAACGACAGCUACCGGAGAAACAGGAGGAACAACAGCUACGGGAGAAACUGGAGGAGCGACAGCUCUCACUAUCACUGGAGGCAAUGGUGGAGAAACGACAGAAACAGGAGAAACGACGAUCGGAGGAGGGGGCACAACGACAACCACACCCAGCGGAGGAGUCACGACGACGAGAAGCACUGGAACACCGGGAAAUCUCUCAUGUGGUGCGGGUGCCGCGUUCGAGCCGGUGGUCUACAACGCUGACAUGGCAGCAUCACCGGGGAAGUAUGGCGGUCAAUUUAUGGGUCCCGACGAUUGUGCCCAGCUGUGCACAUACAAUUAUGGACUCUUGCCCUGCAUCGGAUUCGCUUUUGUCACGGGGACGGGGCGCGGGAAAUGUAUCAUCUAUCAGUAUGACUAUCAGAUCACCAAUGCAUCGAGUCUCACUCCGGCGGAGAGCAAUGCGACCAUUUAUCGAAUGUGCAACUCUUUCUCGAGCACACUCACAACGAUUAUCCAAUUCACGACCACGACCACCCCCGUCAACCCACCAGUCACCACCACUCCGACAGUCACCACCACUCCGACAGCCACCGCACUCCCAGUCACAACAACCCCUAGCACUACCACGACAACAGCAGUCAAUGGAGGAACAACAACAACGGGCGUGACAACGGCAACAAAAACGACGACACCAGCAUCGGACACCACCACGACUGUCACAAAUAAUCCGAAUCAAUGGCCACAAUGCUCGGGUCCUCCCUCGGAUGUGCCCGGAUAUGCAAUUGUCGUCAUCACCGCCGACAUCUCGCAGGCGAACGGCCGCUUCGGUGGCUAUUUCUACGGAGCCGAGGAUUGCUCUCAGCUCUGCACAUGGGAUUACGGGAAUCUCGGGUGUUCCGGUUUCGCUUUCACUCCAAACCCUAAUGGUGGCCGCGGGAAUUGCACAGUGUUCCAGCAGGAUUGGCAAGUAAAUGCCUGUCAAAACGUGGGCGCACAGAUGAGCAACACCACUGUUUACGCUUUCUGUGGACUCAAUGGAACGACACAAGCUUGGCCACCAACGACCACAACAACGAUGGCUCCGGUUACAACAACCACAACUCCGAUCACAACUACCACGACUCCGGUCACAACUACCACUCGUCCAACUACCACAACCGCCACAACCACAACUACGAGUACGAGUACAACGACAACAACAACCACCAAACCAACGACCACUACUACAACAACAAUGCGCACAACGACGCCGACCACGACGCCGACAACGACAACUCCCACUACAACGACGACCACGACGCAAACGAUCGCCACUACCACAACAACGCCGAAUCCCGGAACCUGUCCCAACGGCUACCAGUUGGAAACAUCGAAUUUCGAUUUGGACUCGGUUGCGCAAGGGAAAUUCGUCGGCUAUCUCUCGUAUGUCGAAUCGUGUUAUCAAGCCUGCUACAACAAUUAUGGCUUGGACCAUUGUGUGUUUUUCACCUACGAACCCGAAGCGAAUGGUCUUUGCUAUGUCUACUCAUCGAUGCCAUCGCCAUUCGUCUCCAAUCCGUCAAGUACCGCCCAGGCAUACACGAUGUGUAGCAACACAUCCGGCCAGAACAAUCAGGGCAACGGGAACACUCAGGGAAAUCAGAAUCAAGGUGGAAACGGGCGAAGAAAACGGAGAAGAAGAAGA